Messenger RNA from Chrysemys picta bellii (western painted turtle), 6799 nucleotides. The record is from RefSeq and is a predicted model, not a curated record. NCBI's taxonomy places the organism in Eukaryota, Metazoa, Chordata, Testudines, Emydidae.
CUACUUAGAAUCAAACAAGUACACAGCCAAUAUUCAUAACUUCGAAUACAACAAUGACACAUGCAUACAAAUAGGAUGAACAUAUUCAGUAGACUGUAACCUUCACAGAGAUGUGUUACAUGGCAUAUGUAGCAUAAAACAUAUUCCAGUUAUGUCAUAGAUACAUUCAUAAGCAUAUUCCCAUAAAGCAUUAUGGGGGCACCGUCACAAGGUGACUCUGCAUAAAUGGCCCCUCCUCACCUAGUCUUUGCUGCUCCCUUGAUUCUGCUCUUUUCUAGCAGUUGGCUGGAGCCUGAACCCCCCAGGCAGAGACUUCAGUGAAAUACAAAGGGGAGGUGCUGGGAUUCCUGUCCCUGUUCCCUGCCCAGAGCUCUGCUUCCCAACUCAGCCUGUGCCUAGUAGGUGGGUGGGAAAUGAGAAGACCCUGCCCUCCUCCGUCUGAUGGGAGGACAAGGAGCUCUCCCCUUCUCUCUGUUCCCUGCAGCCUCCUGGCCACUCUGAACAGGGUGGGGGUGGGAUUCUGCUCCUCUGGCCCUCCCACAGCCAUCCUAUUGUUGUGCUUCUUCCCCCAUGAAUAGUGGGGCUGUGGCUGGGGCAGCAGGCACUGAGUGGGGGCACCUGUUGUUUCAGAUGCUGGUGACCUUCGAGGAGGUGACUGUGUAUUUCACCAGGGCAGAGUGGGCUCUGCUGGACCCCGCUCAGAGAGCCCUCUACAGGGACGUCCUGCAGGAGAACUAUGAGACCGUGACCUCGCUGGGACUCCCCAUUCCCAAACCUGACCUGAUCGCCCGGCUGGAAGCAGGAGAAGAGCUGUGGGUCCCGGAUCUCCAGGCCUUCGAGAAAAGCAACAUCCCAAGAGGCACCUGCACAGCAGGUGAUGAGACAAUGAGUGAGAACGAGGAGGGGAAUCUGCAGGAGGAAGGUGCUGAGCAAGUGGAACUGCAGGAAGACUUUCUGAGAAGAGCAGAUGGGAAUUUUUCCCCGUUCUUGGAACAGAGAAAAGCCUGGAGUAAUCGGGACAGGUCAGAGAGGAAGUUGGGAAACCACCCAAGAAAGCAAGUGCACGAAUCCUUUGAAUGUGGGGGAGGAGGCAAGGAUCCCAAAAAAACCACAACCCCACAGACAAAUCCCAAGGAAAAGAAACCUUAUAAAUGCUUGGACUGUGGAAAAAUCUUCAACUGGAUCUCAAAUCUUACUACCCAUCGGAGACUGCACACGGGAGAGAAACCAUAUAAAUGCCUUGAGUGUGGGAAAAGCUUCAGUCAGUGCUCAGGCCUUAUUAGCCAUGGGAGAACCCACACAGGAGAGGGACCAUAUAAAUGCCUUGAAUGUGGGAAAAGUUUCAGUACAUCAUCAGUCCUUAUUAUACACCAGAGAACCCACACAGGAGAGAAACCAUUUAAAUGCCUGCACUGUGGGAAAAGUUUCAGUCAGCGCUCACAUCUUACUAGCCAUGGGAGAAUCCACACAGGAGAGGGCCCACAUAAAUGCUUGUACUGUGGGAAAAGUUUCAGUGGACCAUCAGCCCUUACUGCACAUCAGAGGAUCCACACUGGAGAGAAACCCUAUAAGUGCUUGGACUGUGGGAAAAGCUUCAGUCAGAGCUCAAGCCUUAUUAGCCAUAGGAGAAUCCAUACGGGAGAGAAACCCUAUAAAUGCCUUGUGUGUGGGAAAAGUUUCAGUGUAUCAUCAGCCCUUAUUGUACACCAGAGAACCCACACGGGAGAGAAACCCUAUAAAUGUUCGGACUGUGGGAAAAGCUUCAGUCUGCACUCAAGACUUAUAAACCAUAGGAGAAUCCACACAGGAGAGAGACCAUAUACAUGCCUGGAUUGUGGGAAAAGUUUCAGUCAGCGCUCACAUCUUAAUAGCCAUGGGAGAAUCCACACAGGAGAGGGCCCACAUAAAUGCUUGUACUGUGGGAAAAGUUUCAGUGGCCCAUCAGCCCUUACUGCACAUCAGAGAACCCACACCGGGGAGAAACCUUAUAAAUGCUUGUACUGUGGGAAAAGUUUCAGUCAACACUCAAGCCUUAUUAGCCAUGGCAAAAUCCACACGGGAGAGGGACCAUAUAAAUGCCUUGAGUGUGGGAAAAGUUGCAAUGCACCAUCAGCCCUUAUUGUACAUCAGAGAACUCACACGGGAGAGAAACCCUAUAAAUGCUUGGACUGUGGGAAAAGUUUCAAUCAGCGCUCACAUCUUACUAGCCAUGGGAGGAUCCACACAGGAGAGGGACCACAUAAAUGCCUUGAGUGUGGGAAAAGUUGCAAUGCCCCAUCAGCACUUAUUGUACAUCAGAGAACCCACACAGGAGAGAAACCCUAUAAAUGUCUUGAGUGUGGGACAAGUUUCAGUGUACCAUCAGCCCUUAUUACACAUCAGAGGACCCACACAGGAGAAAAACCCUAUAAAUGCUUGGACUGUGAUAAAAGCUUCAGUCAGAGCUCAAAUCUUACUGCCCAUCGGAGGCUGCACAUGGGAGAGAAACCCUGUACAUGCUUGGACUGUGGGAAAAGUUUCAGAGAACCAUCAGCCCUUAUUGUACAUCAGAGAACCCACAUAGGAGAGAAACCUUAUAAAUGCCUCCACUGUGAGGAAGGUUUCAGUCAGCGCUCAAACCUUAUUAGACAUCAGACAAGCCACACAAGAGAAAAACCCUAUAAAUGCUUAGAUGAUUGGGAAAGUUUCAGUCCCUGCUCAUAACUUCAUAAAAAUUGAAGAAUUCACACGGGACAGAAUCUAUAAAUGCCUCAACUGUGGAAAAAGUUUCAUUUGAAGAUCAAACCUUGCGUCACAUCAGACGAUCCGCACGAGAGAGAGAACCCUUGGAUGCUUGGAUUGUGGGAAAAGGUUCAAUAACUGCAAGAGGAGAUUCAGUCUGAGCUCACACAUUGUUCCUCAUCGCAUAAUUCACAGAAGAAAGAGCUUGAGUGUGGGGGAAGCUUUAUCUGCUGCUCACACGGUAUCAAACCUCAGUAAAUCCACACAGAGAAGAGCCCUUUUAUGGGUCCUUAGCAUGGAAAACGCUUCUGUUGGAGGUAACACCACACUGGACAUCAGAGCGUCCUCCACACUGGAGGGAAAUUCCCUCAGUGCCCUGACUAGAGCUGGCCAUAGUAAAACCUCCAUUUCCUAGUUCCCACCCGCAUUGGUGGCAUUUGGCUUCCAGGUAUCUGUUAGGGCUUUUCCCGUCACCCUCUCCCCUGGUUCUUGUCUCACAGACAGAGAACAGACCAGAAGUCUGGAGUGCUGACAAGUCAAUGUUUAUUGGGAUUAGUUUCCAAGCAAGCAUAUUUCGCACCCUUCACACCAGUCAGGCUUCUCUCUACGCGCCGAUAGAGUCUGCUCCCCGGUGUUUUGUUCCUGGCUCUGACGCCGCUGUGUCCCAAUUCCCCAGUCCCCUUCCCCCUCCUCCUUCUCAGCAGGCCCAGAUAGACCUGCGGUGCACACCCUAGUCACACCCCUCACAACUUAUGGUCAUGUUCUGUUCUGGAGGGUCGUGAGUUGGGGUCUUCGUGCCACCUCUUUUGUACCCAAGGGAGGGGUGAGGAGUGAGGUUGUGCUCCGGCAGGGGCAGGCAUUUCUUUGGUCUUUUAGUGUUUUACCUCCCCACAUCCCGCCUUCCCCUCCUGACUAGUUGCUUGACCUUGCUUUGAGAGAAAGAGUUGAGGCGGUUGUCAAGUGGGCGCUCACAUAUUACACUCCAGCUAUGCCCAGGAACACUAGUUCCAGCUCUUAGCUCUUUUCAGCCCAUCUGCUUGUGGGCAGAUGUAGCACACGGGGUCAUUGUCCUUUGUUCACCCAUAUUAGUAUAAGAUGCAAGAGUAUCAAAAAGUCAAACCCCAAAUUCUGUCUCAGGCUGACAACCAGGCUUCUGUGCUAACAGUGUCCAGCUGUCUGUCUCUGGGGGCAGGUUCCCGCAGCCACUGACCCGGAGCUGAUCAAGGACCCUCUGGCUUUGCCUGAUCUAAGCUAACCCCAGCAGAGGAGGAGAAGCCCCGAUCAGCCCUCUGACGGGUUGCCCUGCCGAUCUGGGUAUGCCACCUGAUGUACUGGGGUUCCACUGAGCCUGCCCGUUCCACCAGCCAGGGCCCCCCAACCCCGGCCUGCCAAGCCAGGCUCUCCAGCCUGCUCUGUCACACCCACAGGAAGGGCCACGUCCUGCUGCAGAAAGACACGGACGCGGAGAUUAGGUCUGCACGAUGAGACCCAGCUCAGGAAGUGCCCUGCACUCGUGUGCACACCACUGUAGGAGUGCAAACCCCAGGAGUGCACUGUCCUCCCAGCACGGCACUCACCACAGUGUUCUGUGCUCUCCACGUGUAGGAAUCACACUCGGAUUUCUUUGAUCCUGACUCAGACGCCUGAGGGCUACAGAUGAGUGUCCCCGACCUGGAGGGGGAAUUCAAAUGACCCCCAAAGCUCUGGCUCAUCUUUCAGAGCUAAAAUCCCUGCUUUCGUCUAUUGCAGGGGCCGGCUCCCGGUCCUUUGGCUCCCGGUCCGUCAGGGUAAGAGCAGCCAAGGGACAUGCUGGCCGUGCUUCCUGCAGCCCCCAUUGGCCGGGAACGGCGAACCACGGCCACUGGGCGCUGCGGGCGGCUGUGCCUCUGGGCGCUCAGGUAAACCAACCGUCUCGCGGCCCACCAGCGGCUUACCCUGGCAGGCUGGGAGCCAAAGGUUGCCAAUCGCUGAUCUAUUGUUAAAGUGGUUUCUGGGCUUUGUAGAUGUUCAGGUUUGGGCUUUGGAUUUUUUUAUUAUUAUUUUUGCAUUAGGACGAUGUUAAAACUUUUGUAAAUGACACAACCAGAUGAUGAUGAGGUGCUGAGUAUAGCAGGUUUAGCCAGGUCAGAAGAAAAUGAAUACAUUGGUUUUCCUUCUUUGGGGAGUUCUGUGGGAUUUCACUUUAUGAACCUGAAAGUAUUUUGUAGUGCACCUUGUAGUGUUGGUUUCUGUCCCUUCCUGCAGGCCGUUUGGUCAUCUAUUUUGAUAUUAGUUUACUUUGACAGGAUGUAGCAGUUUUAUUAAGGACUUUAUGAGACAAAUGAUCAUUUGCCAGAAGAGUCCUUUUUUGUUUUAUUUUAACUGUUCUUUCCCAUUGUCAUGAGAUUUUCAUGUUUGAACAAUGACAAUUAUCAAUAUCUCUCAGCACGAACACCGAGGGGGCGCGCUAGAUUCACACUCUGAGAGGCCGAGACUGAACAGGGUGUGGAGUUACUGCCAGAUCCCUGCAGAGAAGUGAGAUGCAGACAGGACGGGGUAUGGAGUUACUGCCUGACCUCUGCAGAGAUGUGAGAUGCAGAAAGGACGGGGUAUGGAGUUACUGCCCGAUCCCUGCAGAGAUGUGAGAUGCAGACAGGACGGGGUGUGGAGUUACUGCCUGACCCCUGCAGAGAUGUGAGAUGCAGACAGGAGGGAGAGAGAGUGUGGAACCAGAGCUGGGAACCUGCAGGCUCGUCUCUUGGGUGCCAGACCGCUGAGGCUGAGAACGGUGAACUUGCUGCACCAGUGCCAGAGAGAGACAGGAAUUGCCCUGUGAGUGCUGGGUGAAGCCAUCCCUGAAGUCGGAAGGGCUACAAACGAUGCCCCAAGAGGAAUGAGGAGGGGAGGGGGCAGCGUCUCCCCAUUGCUCAGAGGAUGAGCCUGGGCAGAGACGAGAAGGAAGCUGGGGAAGCCAACAGGCCUGGGCCAGCCUUGAAGCCAGGCUGACCCCACCAUAGAGGCCAGAGGGAGAUGAGGAGCCUGAGAGCCCAGCUGGUCACCCCUCCCCCUCUAACACAGUGUCCUGCGUGGGGACGACAGAGACUCUCUGCCCCACUCCCCCCACACUGCGUCCCUGUAAUCUCUGCUCCUUGGAUUCCUGCCCUCGGCCCCAGCAUCUCUCCUGGGUGCUCUGCACUUUUCUACCAGUUUGUACAUGUUGCUGGUGCACGGGGGCUUUGGGGGCAGCAGUGUGCUGGGCUGGGGAUGGAAAGGCCCAUGCUGAGCUGAGCUGGGCUGGGGGUGGGGACAGGAGUCUGGCUUUCUCCUUUGUUAUAAUAAAGUAGAAUUGAGUUUCUCGCACUGUGUCCUUGUUUUCCAUUAAAUACCCCCCGGCUUCAGAGUGGAGGUGAAGCAGCGCUCACAGGGUACGGAAAUGCAGUGAGGUUAAUACUCCGCCUGUUCCUCACACCACAACUUUCCCCUAAUUCAUUCUGGUCUGGCUACAAAAUAAUUGUGUCUCAGUUGGUACCAUGAUUAUUGUUAUACAGCAGCAGCCAGAGGCUCCCCAGAAGCCCAAGGCCGUACUGUGCUAGGUGCUGUACAUACCCCUCAUGAGAGACAGCCCCUAAGGGAAAGAGCGUCCAGCCUAAAUAUGCAGAACAGCCAGUGUAAUGAUUUUGCAAGUGUCAGUAGCGACCCUGAAAUCUAACCGGCUACGAGUGAUGCCCCAAGGGGAAUGAUGAGGGGAGGGGGCAGCAUCUCCGGAUGGCUGAGAGAACGAGGCUCUGCCGUUGAAGCAGCUGUUCAACUUCUGUUCCGUGUGACAAACUCAGAUUGUUCUUCCCCAGAAUUACAGCCCUUACCCCAGAGCGCAGACACAUUAUCUGAGAACAGUCAAUUCUUACUGGCUUUAGCAAUAAUCACUGCCAAUGGGGCUGUUCAGACCCUGCCCCGGCUGUCAGCCCCUGCCAUGGAGUGAUACCAUUCAAAGCCCCGUGCUGUUCUGAUGAAGGUAUUUUAGGGCUUGUGGGCCCAGAUUAUAUUAAACUGAAUUUUAAAUCCCAUUAGAUUUUCUGUAAGUUUUUCAAAAGUAUCAUUU